AACCAUAACCAUAACCCUACUUUAGUGAGUAAAGUUGAGUUCUAAUUUUUUCCAAGAGUUAUUUUAUUUUGUUUAUGCAAAUUAUUUGAUUUGGUGAAAAUUAAACGAAACCUGAAAUCAUGGGCCACGUUACUGCCAUCGAAACCUUCCUGAAUCAACACAAGAACCAACUGCUAGCUUCCGGAGUGCCUGAAAUCUUCUGGGAACCUCUCUACAAGAAACUGUUGACCCAAACUUUUGAUGCUGGCAAAUCCUUUCAGUUGGUACAUAUCGAAUACGAUGAGGAAAAGGAGCCCCACGAACCUCUUUGGGGCUUGCAGGCCAUCAGAGAUUUAGAUAAAAAGGACUCCGAAAAUAUUUAUAUAAUUGAUCAUGCUUGGACUUAUCUAGUACAUGAAGCUCGCAGUAAUUUACAGUAUGAUUCCUUGAGAUUCCGUAUGGCAAGGAUUUUGGGACUAGAUGAAACAUUGCCUAGUGAAGAACUGAUAGAAGAUAUAUUCAACAAUAUGUGGAAAAUAAAUAACUCUUACAAAAUACUAAAUAUGGAACAUACUGAUGAAAAUCCCAUUUGGUAUAUUAUGGAUGAAAUUGGUUCUGCUUUGCAACAUAGUGAUACACCUAAUUGCAGAAUAGUACCAUUUGCUUAUAUAAAUGAUGGAAUAUAUUCUUUGUUGUUUCUACAUGAAAAUAUGGAAGAAGGAGACUUGGCUUAUAGAGAUUUUGCUGAAGGUGUUAAAGAUCCUAGGGCUCGGAAAGCUGCCUUAUUACCUUGGGUGCCUAAUUCAUUUGAAGAAAUGGAUAUCAAACCACAAAUACCUGGGGAAGAUUACUUUUUGAGUGGUCAUAUUCCCGAAAUGCUACCCAAUUUGGAUAAGUUAACUAUUAAAGCUCCAAAAAAAGAUAAAUAUUUAUGUUAUGCUCAAUAUAGUUUAGUAAAAAAGUAUUUAACAGAUCCUACAUUUGAAAUUACUGAUGAAGAAGAUGAAGCAGAUAUUUUAUGGUACUCUGAGCAUUUUAGAGAUUUCAAAAAACUAAGUGAGUCAUCUACGAAAUUUAUUAAUCAAUUUCCCUAUGAAUAUGUUCUUACUGUGAAAGAUUUAUUAUGCAUGACUUGUAGAAGAUACAAAAACAAUACAGAAAAUCCUGUUUGGUUUCCAAUAACUUACAAUUUAGUUGAAGAAAUUGGCAAUUUUGUAAAAUAUUUCAAAACAUGUGACGAAACUGAUAAUUACUGGAUAAUAAAGCCUUAUAAUUUAGCUAGAGGUAUGGAUAUGCACAUUACAAACAACUUAGAUUAUAUAAUGAGAUUGCCAGCUACAGGACCAAAAAUUGCUCAAAAGUAUUUAACAAAUCCUGUUUUAUUUCGUAGAUCCGAUUGUGAAGGAAAAGUUAAAUUUGAUCUAAGAUACAUUAUUUUGUUGAAAACUGUAAAACCCCUAGAAGUUUUUGUGUAUAAAAAUUUCUUUUUAAGAUUUGCCAAUAAGCCUUUUGAUUUGUCUCAUUUUGAUGAUUAUGAAAAGCAUUUUACAGUUAUGAAUUACACAGAAGAUGCUGUUCUGAAGCAUUUGAAAUGUGAGGAUUUUAAAAUUGAGUGGCAGCAGCAAUAUGCUAAUUUUAAUUGGAACGAAGUCGAACAAAAAAUAUUGACAAUGAUUCGAGAAAUUAUGGAAUGUGCCACAAUGGUGCCUCAACCUUGUGGAAUAGCAGAAAAUCCACAAUCUAGAGCUUUAUAUGCAGCGGAUUUAAUGCUGGAUUGGGUUAAGGGCGGAAUAGAACCAAAAAUAUUGGAAAUUAAUUUUAUGCCCGACUGUGAAAGGGCUUGCAAUUAUUAUCCAGAUUUUUAUAAUGAUAUUUUCAAAUUGUUGUUCUUAAACGAAGAAAAUGAAGUAUUUUUUAAGCUUCAGUAAAAUUUAUACAAUAAUGUGCGUUUAUACGAAUCAAAUAAAUUAGGGAUAAAUGACAGAAACAA
Molecule: messenger RNA, 1969 nt
Organism: Ceutorhynchus assimilis (cabbage seed weevil)
Lineage: Eukaryota; Metazoa; Arthropoda; Insecta; Coleoptera; Curculionidae
Source: the annotation of a GenBank genome assembly